AUGUCAAAAGAUUCUUGCCCAUGUGGUAACCCCGGUUCAUGUUGCAAGUCAGUUGCUCCCGUACCACUCCAUCGUUCAGGUUCAAAACGCACGCAUGUCAAUUCGGUAUGGGCUAUCACCCCUCAAACCCGAGAAGAACAACUUCAAACUUUAUUAGGAUCAGAAGAACCUCUCGAUCAUAAAUGUGGUGCAUCUCAAAGAGCUGAUGGGAAAUGUUGUAAGGAUCUUAAGGGUGAUGAUGAACGUCAUUUAAUCUCACCAGAGGUUGUCAGGGAUGUUAUCAUUGGUUUGAGUGAUGGACUUUGCGUACCUUUUGCUCUAUCGGCUGGACUUAGUAAUUUGGGUUCGUCAAGAUUAGUCAUAGGAGGUGGUUUAGCAGAAUUAUGUGCUGGUGCUAUCUCGAUGGGUUUGGGUGGUUAUCUCGCCUCUCAAGCGGAAUUAGAUCACUUUCAUUAUCUUCGUCGUCAAACUCGCGCUCGUGUACUUCGUUCUUGCGCAGGAGAGAUGGAACGUGAAGUUCACGCCCUUCUCGGUCCAUUAGGAGUCAAAGAAGAAUUAUCAAGAUUAGUAUGUGAAGAUCUCCGUGCGGUAGAAGAAAAAUCAUACGAGUAUGAAGGAAAUGAUCAAGGUGGUAAUGCAGGUUUGACAAGUGGGGUAGAACCAGCUGUUCAAUUACCUAUCGAAGCGGGUGAAGUUGGAAGACAAGGUUGGUUCAGAUGGCGAUUGAGAAAGACGGAAGAGGAAGAUGGAGGUAUUAAAGGUGAUGUGAAUCAAGAGAUGGGAUUAACACCUUUUUUGUUAAAGUAUGGUGAAGGAAUGGAAGAAGUCCCAGUAUCCAGAUUAUACAUCUCAGCACUCACCAUCGGUAUUUCUUACUUUGUUGGAGGUCUUAUCCCUCUUAUUCCGUACAUGGCAACUUCCAGCGCACGUGUUGGACUGAUCGUUUCCUCCAUCGUGACGGGUAUCGUCUUGUUCAUCUUUGGGGGUUUCAAGACUUACUUCACUGGUGCCGAAGGAGGUUAUGGCGGAUAUCUCUAUGGAGCAACGAGCACCAUGUUAGUAGGUGGUGUAGCCGCAGCAGCCGCUUUUGGAUUAGUCAAAGUCCUCGAUGUUCAGGCUUGAUCAUUAUCUCUUUUCCUCUUUUCAAUAUCACCACAUCCGUAUCACAUUGUCAGAAAUCAGCAAGAUAUCAUAUCGAUCUGUUAUGCUUCAUGUUUAUAGCUGUUUCUAUUUGCUAUCGAGAAUGAUUGUCGUCAUAUCAGAGUGUAAAAGUCUACCAUGCAUAUGAUUACUCC
Molecule: messenger RNA, 1295 nt
Organism: Tremella mesenterica DSM 1558
Lineage: Eukaryota; Fungi; Basidiomycota; Tremellomycetes; Tremellales; Tremellaceae
Exons: 5
Coding region: 1-1122 (373 amino acids)
Biological process (GO): intracellular manganese ion homeostasis
Cellular component (GO): fungal-type vacuole membrane
Molecular function (GO): iron ion transmembrane transporter activity; manganese ion transmembrane transporter activity
Source: RefSeq, a predicted model, not a curated record